Messenger RNA from Sander lucioperca (pikeperch), 3166 nucleotides. It is a transcript of the gene slc17a6b, whose product is annotated as solute carrier family 17 member 6b. Bases 811 to 2556 code for a protein of 581 amino acids. The record is from RefSeq and is a predicted model, not a curated record. NCBI's taxonomy places the organism in Eukaryota, Metazoa, Chordata, Actinopteri, Perciformes, Percidae. Gene Ontology annotation, biological process: neurotransmitter loading into synaptic vesicle; monoatomic anion transport; synaptic transmission, glutamatergic. Gene Ontology annotation, cellular component: synaptic vesicle membrane; excitatory synapse. Gene Ontology annotation, molecular function: neurotransmitter transmembrane transporter activity; L-glutamate transmembrane transporter activity. The transcript has 12 exons.
UGACUGUCCUUGUUUUAAAAAAAUACUUUUUAAGCAUUAAAACGCCAAAUAAAAGUAUAUAGACCUAGGCUAAUCGAAAUAUCUAAAGUUGCAGGCCUAUUAUAUCUCACAUAAUUUAUGCUGCGACAUAAAGCAACGGGUUGAACUGUAAACAUGUCCUUUUCUCGCCAGUGUUUUAUGAAAUUACUAAUAUAACCCAACUCAUUGUUAUAUUAUAUGUGUUAUAUUUUGACUCUGGCCUUCAUGUGUGCUAAGCAGCUGGCCAGAUGUUGGACGCAGAGCUGCUGUCGCUGACCUCGGUGCUGAACACGACGUCAGAUGAACCUGCGCGCACCACAGGAGACACGAUACAGCCUCACUCCCUCUUUGAUUUAUUGAAGCAUCUCCAAACACCCACUUCUGCUUUCUAAACUUUGAGCUUUUUUUAUUUAUCUAUCUCUCUCUCUCUCCUUUUCUUCCGGACAGAUCCACAACAUAUUCACGACGCUGGCUAUCAUUUUCACUCCUUUUCGUUUUCCGUCGUGAUGGCACUUGGCGCGGCUACUGUAGUCCUAUGCCAGGCAGGAGAUGAGCUGGUGGUGGCUGAAGGCGCACAGAUCGUUUGAGUUCUCAUUUUUUUUUCCCACUUUAGCGCUUUCGUUGUGAAGAUUAGACUCGUCUUUUGGAUCGUCGCCUCCCUGGACUCAAAAUUAUCACAACUUCGUUUGUUGUUUUCGUUGUUGCCGCUGCAGUCGGCUAUCCUGCGCCGUAACAUGACGAUUAAGCAGUAAAAUAAUAGUGAGAAAUAGGCCUACACAAUAGAAACUGGAUAUGGAGUCAGUGAAGACGAGAGCCGUGGCCGGGGUGAAGGAAUUUGCGGGGAAGACCCUGGGUCAUAUGCACAGACUGAUAGAGAGGAAACAGAAAACCGGGGAGGUGAUCGAGCUGACGGAGGAUGGGCGGCCCCGGGAGGCUGUGGAGAAGAAACCCCCGCUGUGUGACUGCAACUGCUUCGGCCUGCCCCGCCGGUACAUCAUCGCCAUCAUGAGUGGCCUGGGCUUCUGCAUCUCCUUCGGUAUCCGGUGUAACCUGGGCGUGGCCAUAGUGGGCAUGGUCAACAACAGCACCAUCCACCAGAACGGCAAGAUCAUCAUCAAAGAGAAAGCCAAGUUCAACUGGGACCCAGAGACGGUGGGACUUAUUCACGGAUCUUUUUUUUGGGGCUACAUCGUUACACAAAUCCCGGGAGGAUACAUAUGCUCCAGGCUGGCAGCAAACAGGGUAUUUGGUGCAGCCAUUGUGCUAACCUCGAUUCUCAACAUGUUGAUUCCCUCGGCUGCCCGAGUCCACUUUGGGUGUGUCAUCUUUGUCAGGAUAUUACAAGGACUGGUGGAGGGAGUGACCUACCCGGCCUGUCAUGGCAUCUGGAGUAAGUGGGCUCCUCCGCUGGAAAGGAGUCGUCUGGCCACCCUCUCAUUCUGUGGCUCUUAUGCUGGUGCUGUGAUAGCGAUGCCUCUGGCUGGGAUCCUGGUUCAGUACUCAGGCUGGUCCUCUGUGUUCUAUAUCUAUGGAUGCUUUGGCAUGUUUUGGUACAUGUUCUGGAUCCUUGUGUCUUAUGAGAGCCCCGCUGUACAUCCUACCAUAACUGAUGAGGAACGCUGCUACAUUGAGGAGAGCAUUGGAGAGAGUGCCAAGCUAUCGGGUCCUUCCGAGAAAUUCAAGACCCCUUGGAGGAAGUUUUUUACUUCUAUGCCUGUCUAUGCAAUCAUCGUGGCCAACUUCUGCAGGAGCUGGACGUUUUACCUGCUGCUGAUUAGCCAGCCUGCAUACUUUGAGGAAGUCUUUGGCUUUGAGAUAAGCAAGGUCGGCAUGCUGUCUGCCCUGCCACAUUUGGUGAUGACCAUCAUUGUGCCCAUCGGGGGUCAGCUGGCUGACUACCUACGCAGCAGAAACAUCAUGUCGACUACCACUGUCAGGAAAAUCAUGAACUGUGGAGGAUUUGGCAUGGAGGCCACAUUGCUGCUGGUGGUAGGAUAUUCCCACAGCAAAGGGGUGGCCAUUUCCUUCCUGGUGCUGGCAGUGGGCUUCAGUGGAUUUGCUAUAUCAGGCUUUAAUGUCAAUCACCUGGACAUUGCUCCACGCUACGCCAGUAUCCUAAUGGGCAUCUCUAAUGGUGUGGGUACCCUGUCUGGGAUGGUGUGCCCAAUAAUUGUUGGUACUAUGACAAAGAACAAGACUAGAGAGGAGUGGCAGUAUGUGUUCCUGAUCGCCGCCAUGGUGCAUUAUGGAGGAGUGAUCUUCUAUGGAAUCUUUGCGUCGGGAGAAAAACAGCCGUGGGCCGACCCAGAACUGACCAGCGAGGAGAAGUGUGGCUUCAUAGACGAGGACGAGCUGGCAGAAGAGACGGGCGAUAUCACUCAAAGUUACGGUGCCUUUGGAGGUUCGGCUAAGUCCUACGGUGCAACCACACAGGUGAAUGGAGGCUGGGCUUCAGGUUGGGAGAAGACGGAGGAGUACGUCCAGGAGGAAGCACAGACAGGAGGCUACGGAUAUAAGAAGGAUGAGGGAUACUCCUAGACCAAACACACAUUCACUGACACAUGAGUAGACCUAUUUUCCUGAGUGUGCAUCAGUUUAGUCAUAAAAAUAUCAACAAAUGAGAAACAAGAAAACCUACAAUCUAGUGUUGUAUUGUUUGCACAAAUUCUAAAAAAAAGUAUCAACUAAAAAUUUGUAAAAUGUGUCAAGAAAUCAAAGAUAUUCAAUUAAUAGAGGUGUAACACAUAUCAAAUUGGCAGCCUGUACAUGUAUUAUUAUGCAUAUUGUUAAUAGAUGUAUUCAUUUGGAGUGCAGUUGUGUGUAAAUGUGAAUAUUUUUAUCCCAUCAGCCAAAGGCUUUCUGACCACACUGAAGCCUGUAGGGUUCCAUAGAAGCUGCCCAUCAGAACCAACCCCUUAUUUAUCAAAUUAACGGUUACAAUACAAGGUCCUACAAGCCAGCCAUUACAGUGUAUAGAUAUGUCACUGCACAUUGUUGUAAACAGAAACUAGACACUAUGUUGCUAUAGAUUGAACUGUAUCUCUCCUGAAUGCACUCAGAGUAGUGUGUCCUUUUAAUGCACAAUAUGAUGUGUGUGUGUGUGUGUGUGUGUGUGUGUGUGUGUGUGUGUGUGUGUGUGUGUGUGUGU